UGCCCUCCAGGAGCUGACAGUCUGGCACAGAAGACAGGGAAACAGACCAUCUAAGCACUGGUGAUGCGCUCUGCCAUGGAAGCCAGAGGCAGGUGCUCAGAAAAUGCCCCAGGGCAUGAGGUCUGAAGAUGCUGAGAUCUGGGUCAGGGACAGGGGAGGGGCUGGUGGAGGGGCAAUCCCUGCUCCAAAUGAGGGGGUGCAGAGGAUGGAGCACACAGGACAGAGGCCUGGGACUAGAAGGAGGCUUGGCUAGCAAAUGGCCACUGAGCAAAAGAAGAAGAGGAUGUCCCUGAGAGGAAAACAAAACGCUGGGAGCAGGACCAUGCCAGAAUCCUGCCUGUGUCCUUCUCCCAAGCCCUCCCUAAAGCUGGAACGGUUGGAAUUCCAGAGGAACCCACUGUGGUCAGGACAGCCGGCCCUCGGGGCCAGCACGGAUUCGGGGAGGGGCAGGCUGCUGCUGAGCCAUCGCGUCCCAGAGAAACAUGUUCAGUUUGAGAGGGAAUGUCGGGACUUCGGGGUUGGGGGAGAGGAGGACCGAAGACGGGUAUCCCACCGGGGUCUGCCCAGGAGGCUGAGGUGACACUCAGUAGAAGCUGGAGGAAGCUGGAGGAUAAAGCUGCACGCCCCUCCCCUCCUGUCCUGGUCCAGCCCUGGCCGCUGAUGGGAGAGCAGAUCAUCCAGUCCACAACUUCUUAACCAUUUCUUUAGAAGUCUAUGACCCACAGGACUGAAACUGGGGUCAAGGAGGUUGGCAGGUGCUUCCAUGCAGGAUGAUGAUUCUUUACAUUUAUCUAUGACUUUAUAGAGGAAAUAUUCCCUGGUUUUGGAGCUGGAAGACGGGAGUUUGAGACCAGCUCCACCGCUUCCAGCUGCGGGGCCUCUGGGCCUUGGCUUACUCCCCUGUGAAAUGGGGAGAAUGGCAAUCCCUACUCCACUUAAGUCGCUGUGGGUGAGGACAUGAUGGCACAGUAGUUGUGAAACGGUUUUGCCAAUCAAACCUUUAAUAAAAGGCACCCACUUCCAGGUUCUCCCAGGCCUCGUGGCUCCCAGCCCAGUGAGUGCACAGAGACCAUCCGCGUGAGGCACCAAGGACACGACCAGCAUGAACAGGGCGUCCCUGCAGGGCCUUCUAACUGGGGUCAACAAGUACUCCACAGCACUGGGCCGCAUCUGGCUGUUGGUGGUGUUCAUUUUCCACGUACUGGUCUAUGUGGUGGCGGCAGAGAAGGUGUGGGGCAAUGAACAGAGGGGCUUCGUCUGCAACACCAAGCAACCGGGCUGCCCCAAUGUCUGCUAUGAUGAGUUCUUCCUGUCCCACGUGCACCUCUGGGCUCUGCAGCUCAUCCUGGUCACGUGCCCCUCGCUGCUCAUGGUCAUGCACGUGGCCUACCGCCAGGAGCGUGAGCAGCAGCACCGCCUGAAACACGGGCCCAAUGCCCCGUCUCUGUAUGACAAUGAGAGCAAGAAGCGGGGUGGGCUCUGGUGGACGUACUUGCUGAGUCUCAUCUUCAAGGCCGCCAUUGACUCUGGCCUCCUCUACCUCUUCCACCAUCUCUACCAGGGUUACGACAUGCCCCGCGUGGUGACCUGCUCCCAGUCACCCUGCCCCCACUCCAUGGACUGCUGCAUCUCCCAGCCCACAGAGAAGAAGGUCUUCACCUGCUUCAUGGUGGCCACGGCUGUGCUCUGCAUCCUGCUCAGCCUCAGUGAGGCCACCUACCUGGUGGGCAAGAAGUGCUUGGAGACCCUUGGCCCCAGGCGCCAGCAGUCUCAGCCCCAGGGUCACCUUCCUAGUGCACACCCACUGUAUGCCUUCUCGCGGGGAGAUCACGCCCAGGAUGGGGACUCGGUGCUCACAAAGGCCGGGCCGGCCACAGUGGAUGCAGGUGGGUACCCAUAACCUGUGAGAUCCACAGCUGGGACCACCCAGUCCCCCGACAGCUCCCUAAGGCCACUGUCCUCCCUAAGCAGGACAGCAGCACAGGGCAGGUGAGGAAGGUGGGUGUGGGGCUCAGCAAGCCCACCCAGUGGCCAGUGCAGGGGCAGUUCAGUCUCUGGGUUCUGAGCACUGGGCAAGGGAGGUUGACAACUGGUGAGGAUUUUGCAUAUGGCAAUAGGACACGUCAAUACCUGUAAUAAAUAUGAUUUCCCAGUACUUUGCAGACCACAUCAGAAGUGGUGGGCAGGAAAGCUGGGGGCUUCACGAUGGACCUCAG
This is a messenger RNA of Manis pentadactyla (Chinese pangolin), 2216 nucleotides long. It is a transcript of the gene GJB4, whose product is annotated as gap junction protein beta 4. Lineage: Eukaryota; Metazoa; Chordata; Mammalia; Pholidota; Manidae. Gene Ontology annotation, molecular function: gap junction channel activity. Gene Ontology annotation, biological process: cell communication. Gene Ontology annotation, cellular component: connexin complex. The record is from RefSeq and is a predicted model, not a curated record.